Python bivittatus (Burmese python) is the source of this 1576-nucleotide messenger RNA. RefSeq names its product short chain dehydrogenase/reductase family 42E, member 1 (gene SDR42E1). Gene Ontology annotation, biological process: steroid biosynthetic process. The record is from RefSeq and is a predicted model, not a curated record. Lineage: Eukaryota; Metazoa; Chordata; Lepidosauria; Squamata; Pythonidae. Gene Ontology annotation, molecular function: oxidoreductase activity, acting on the CH-OH group of donors, NAD or NADP as acceptor.
GGCACCCUCCACGCCGCGAACGCGCACGCAGCAGAGCCGUACAAAAAGCCCGCAAUUAAAGGGACAGCGGCUCCGCAGCUCUCACCGCCCCCCCCGCGCCGCUUUAACCGGAAGGCAAUACGUGUGGUUCUAAUGGAGAGGUCUUAGCUUAAGGUGGUGGAAGAAACGAAGAUAUGGAAAGAGAAAACCCCAACAAGGAAGCUGUCCUCAUUACCGGUGGAAGUGGAUAUUUUGGUUUUCGGCUUGGUUCUGCCCUGGCCAAGAACAAAGUGGAUGUGAUCCUGUUUGAUGUUUCCAGACCUACCCAAGAGAUACCAAAAGGCGUGAAAUUUGUGAAGGGUGAUGUCUGUGACAUCCAAGAAGUGGAAGCAGCCCUCCAGGGCAUGUCCUGCGUGUUCCAUAUUGCCUCCUUUGGCAUGUCUGGCCGGGAACAGCUAAACCAAAAACGUAUAGAAGAGGUCAACAUCAAAGGAACUGAGAAUGUCAUUGAAACUUGCAGGAAAGUUGGAAUCUCAAAACUGGUUUACACAAGCACAUACAAUGUAGUGUUUGGGGGUCAGGUCAUAGAAAAUGGAGAUGAAUCUUGGCCUUAUCUACCCCUCCAUCUUCACCCUGACCAUUAUUCAAGGACCAAAGCUUUGGCUGAAAUGAAAGUUUUGGAGGCCAAUGGGACGGUCCUGAGGGAUGGUCAGGGAAUACUGAGGACUUGUGCCUUAAGACCCGCUGGCAUUUAUGGACCAGGAGAGCAGAGGCAUCUUCCGAGGAUUGUCAACUACAUUGAACGGGGAUGGUUCCGGUUUGUGUACGGGGAUCCUAGCAGCCUGGUGGACUUUGUGCAUGUAGAUAACCUGGUGCAAGCUCACAUUUUAGCAGCAGAGGCUCUGGGUGCCACCAAAAAGCAUAUAGCUGCCGGCCAACCUUAUUUCAUUUCUGACGGGAGGCCAGUCAAUAAUUUUGAAUUCUUCCGCCCUCUGGUAGAAAACCUAGGCUAUGCCUUCCCCACUCUCCACCUCCCUCUGUCACUUGUUUACUUCUUUGCCUUUUUUACGGAACUGGUCCAUUUUGUGGUGGGACGCCUGUAUAACUUUCAGCCCCUCCUCACUCGCACCGAGGUUUACAAAACUGGGGUGACCCAUUUUUUCAGCUUAGCCAAAGCUAGAAGGGAGCUGGGAUAUGAACCCCAGCAGUACAGCCUUGGUGAAGUGGUGGAGUGGUUCCAAGCCCAUGGUCAUGGGCAAAAGUUUAGCAUGUCCUCCGGGAAACAUUUCAUGAGAAAUGCAGCUCUGGCCUUUCUUGUGGUGGGGAUGGUCUUUUUGUGGUUCCCGAGAUUUUCCUGGAGCUUUUUUUGACGUUGCUCAAAUGAGAAAAUAUAAGAACGCAACGUUUCUUUGCUACUCCAGUCGGAAGGGAAUUGGAAGCAAGGUGCCUCCCAAAACUGGCCUUUUUGCCCUCCCAAUGGGUUUUUUUUUUUCAUGUUCUACCAAAUCUCACCUUUGCAUUCUGAGGUAAUGGGCUGUGAGAAUAACUUUAGGAGACAGGAGGAAGAGCUGCAGCCUAAACAAUGGUCUGAUAAGAG